Molecule: messenger RNA, 926 nt
Organism: Durio zibethinus
Lineage: Eukaryota; Viridiplantae; Streptophyta; Magnoliopsida; Malvales; Malvaceae
Source: RefSeq, a predicted model, not a curated record
AUAGCAUUUUCUAACGGGUUAGGGGGCAAGAAAAAUUAGCUUAAACUCGAUCUAGGUCUAGGGACAGUCCCAGAAAUAAGCAAUUUCCUGGAACUUUCGCACGUCCUUUGAUUUAUGCUACAGAAUCCUAAUACUUUCAAAACAAUCGUAACGUAACUCCAAUAUUUCCUGCCAACAGAUCAAUUCCUACUUACAAAGGAAAGCCUUCAUUUUUUGGUUUGUCCUCAACAUGAUUCCUCGUUCUCCAGGUAGUCGGAGACUUAGCUCCUUCAGGGUUCUGUCAACCUCCGAGAGAUCAGUACAGACGUUCCCACCAGAACAUCAUUCAGACAUCGUUCGGCAGCGAGGAGGCCUCAUCGCAGUCCCAGCAAGGCUGAAGACGUCGCAAUCUGUGAGGUUUCCAGCCGUGAAUGAUGGAAUAUCCCUAAGGCUGACAAAGUUAUUGCUGAAUGUGAACAUAAAGAGUAGCUUGGGGCCAGUGCAUGUGGUGAUGUUAUCAGAGAAUACAGUGAAUGAUUUGAUCAAAGCUGUUAUAGAAAUUUAUGUAAAGGAGAAGCGAAGGCCAUUGUUGAAGGAAACUGAUCCUAAAUUGUUUCAGCUUCACUAUUCUCAGUUCAGCCUGGAAAGUUUAAAGCCAGAGGAGAAGCUGAUAAAUUUGGGGUCCAGGAAUUUCUUUUUGUGUUUGAAGCCUUCUUCCUCAGUCACUUCUUGCGGCUCCGACAAGGCAAAGAUGGCAUCCGACUCUCUGUUUUCUUUUACAAAGUUUAUCGAUUUCUUGCUGUAGCAAUGUAUGGACAUUCAUGUCUAUUGUCCUUUCCAAUCAUUUAUAAUUAAUGUUUCUUUUUUUUUUUUUCAUAUUUAGAUGGCACGGUUCUAAAAAAAUCAAUUCAGUAAGGUUCUAAAAUAAUGGCAAAAAAGUACACUUA